AUGGCGUCCGGGAGCGGUUCGGAUGCUGCGGAGUCGGCAGAGCCUGCCGCGGCGACAGGAACAGCGGAGAAAGAGGAGGAGAUUGAGAACCGGGUGAAGAGGCAACGCCUUCAGUGCAUGGGGUUCGCGUUGGUGGCGAACUGCGACACCACGAUGGCCCACACCUUCCUGUCGGAGAACGACUGGCAGAUGAAAAAAGCGCUGAACGCCUACUUCGAACCUCCAGGGAACGACCCCGCGUGGCCACGCGUGCCUUCGACGUCCUGCAAGUCCGAGGCCUGUGUUGAUCUCACCGUCGAGGAUGCAAAUGAUGCCACCAUUUUAGAGACGAGUCCAGAUGGAGCUGCUCUUGAAGACAGCAGCAUUGUCUCUUUCAUUUCCUGGAAUAUUGAUGGAUUAGAUGGAAGCAAUCUGCAAGAGAGGGCCCGAGGAGUGUGUUCCUGCCUAGCUUUGUACAGUCCAGAUGUCGUAUUUCUACAGGAAGUUAUUCCCUCAUACUGUUGCUACCUAAAGAAGAGAGCAAGCAGUUACACGAUGAUCACAGGUAAUGAAGAAGGGUAUUUCACAGCUAUACUGUUGAAGAAAGGAAGAGUGAAAUUUAAAAGUCAGGAGAUUGUUCCUUUUCCAAAUACCAAAAUGAUGAGAAACCUUCUUUGUGUGAAUGUGAGUUUGUGUGGAAAUGAAUUUUGCCUUAUGACGUCCCAUUUGGAGAGCACUAGAGAACAUUCUGCGGAACGAAUAAGUCAAUUAAGAACAGUUUUUCAGAAAAUGCAAGAGGCUCCAGAUUCAACUACUGUUGUAUUUGCAGGAGAUACAAAUUUAAGAGACCAAGAAGUUACCAAAUGUGGUGGUUUACCCAACAAUGUUUUCGAUGUCUGGGAAUUUUUGGGCAAACCUAAACAUUGCCAGUAUACAUGGGAUACAAGAGUAAAUAAUAAUCUCAGGAUUCCUGCUGCUUGUAAGCAUCGUUUUGAUCGAAUAUUUUUCAGAGCAGAAGAGGGCCACCUUAUUCCCCAAAGUUUAGACCUUGUUGGGUUGGAAAAAUUGGACUGUGGUAGAUAUCCUAGUGAUCACUGGGGUCUGCUGUGCAACUUUGAUGUAGUAUUGUAAAAAGCUUCCCAAAUUCAAGCCUGUUACAUGCUUGUUGGCUGUAGUUUUGGAUCUGUACAGAUAUCAACCUUUUAGGAAAGCUAGGUUUAAUACAGAGAAACUAAUAAACCGAUCAUUAGUACAGCAAAAACAGUUUUGUUUUACUUUGUAGCUUAUAUCCUCGAAGUUAAGAAUUGGUGUUUAUACUAAACCAAAGCAU
Acomys russatus (golden spiny mouse) is the source of this 1309-nucleotide messenger RNA. RefSeq names its product tyrosyl-DNA phosphodiesterase 2 (gene Tdp2). Gene Ontology annotation, molecular function: single-stranded DNA binding; 5'-tyrosyl-DNA phosphodiesterase activity. The transcript has 7 exons. Gene Ontology annotation, biological process: double-strand break repair. Bases 1 to 1110 code for a protein of 369 amino acids. The record is from RefSeq and is a predicted model, not a curated record. NCBI's taxonomy places the organism in Eukaryota, Metazoa, Chordata, Mammalia, Rodentia, Muridae. Gene Ontology annotation, cellular component: cytoplasm; PML body.